UCAACAAGAACAAGAUGGCGAUAUGCCGUUUGUGAUUGACCGAAUUAUCGCAUGUUUUCUACGAUUUAUAACGUACAAAAUCGUAUUUAUUCUAGGGAAAUGCAGAGACAUCAUCGUCCUGAUGUUCUCGUUUAGUUCAGCCAAGAAUGUCUUGACGUUUCUGUCGAGGUAUCGGAAGCUGGUGCUUCUGGUCAUCUUUAUCCUGGUGCUCCUUAUCUACUUCUCACCAAGCAUCUUCAACCUUAGGAAGACACCACUCAGGACAAAUCGACUGGAUCGAUGCAUUGAAGAUAAAUUACAAUAUUACUCCAAGGCAGCUGGUCUCUAUGAUGCGAUUAUCAACCACAAGCCCUUACAGCUGGGAGAGACGUAUUAUCAUCCUUUUAUUGGUAAUGGAAAGUUUGGUGUGUCGGUGACUGAUGGAGGUUAUUUGUACCUCAAACACCAGAGGUCACUGUCUGUACCUGUGCCAGUGUCGCCUGUGCUCUCACUUUACAUGGAGGGCUAUGAGACUAAAGUGGCGCAUGCAAUGGAUUUCCGAGAGGGUGGUGUGUCAAAAGUGCAGUGCUUCAAACAGAAUUACAACGAUUUAGAAUUCCCUCUUCAUGUAGCGGAAGGCACGCUUCUGUCGUUAUGCAUAUCCGUGGCAACCCAAGCGUACGCACAUCGAGCGCGGCCUUCCAUUCUGAUUCAGGAGGCAAAGAUCUACAAUCCUACGGCGGGGGAUGUCCACCUUGAUAUGGAUCUUGGAUCGUCUGCUAGCUGGGAUGGCAAAACAGUAAAAAAACUCAACUUUAAAACUCCAACCGGUGACCCACUGGAGUUCUCUCUAAUGACAGGCACAGUUCCAGUCCCUAAUGAUGCUGAGAAGAAGGUUUUUGUAGUGGCAGUAGCAUCACCCAAAGUGCCGAGUUCGUUUGUCAUCAAGACAGGAAAAACUGAGCGGUUCUUCCUGAUCACGGCUGUUGACUAUUCAGAUCCCGUCCUGCCAGCUGAAGUGGAGAAAACCAAGACUGCCGUCGAGGCCAAAGUGAGUGCAGACCUGCGGGAGGCGAUACGUGCUGAUGCCAAGGUGCUGCGCAAGGAGCAUACUGCUGUUUGGGCGAAGCUGUGGGCUUCAGGUUUUGACAUCAGUCUUUCCAAGGCCCCGGGAGCGCUGAAUGGGGACAAGAUCAACGCCACAAUGUACUACGUUGUGAGUAGUACAUCUUCUCCUUUGAAUGAGAUCGGCAUUCCACAAGAGAAGCUGACACUUAUGGAGAAAUACCUCCAUAUGCCAGACAAAUGCUAUGGAGGACAUCAUACACUAUUCUCAGUAAACCGGAGGCAAGCAUCGACCCUGUGGGCCGAUUUGGAUACAGUGGAUAGUAUCUCUAGUGUAGUGAAGACGUGGAUGAUCACGUUGGAGGCGCAUGGAUGUGCUCAUAUGCUCAAAGCAGGGGCAGAUGGUGCCCUCCAAGCUAUGAUCCUCAGUUUUGGAGGGAUGAAGUUCAGCAACGACCAUUUAGAAUUCAAUACGAUGCCUAAAGACCUUCACCGUGACUACAUGUUCCGUCGCAUCAACUAUGGCAGUAACACUCACCUGAACAUAUCGGUGAAGGUUGGUGAGGAUAACAAAGCCAUGAUCUACACAGCACUGGAUCGUAAUGAUAAACCGUACUAUGCAUGUGACGCAGGGUGUCUUGAUCCUCCUGUGAAGCUAAGUAAGUCUUUAUCGUCCUUCCCUGUGAAGCAGACAGACCCGAUCACCGCCAUCCUUUACAUAACAUCAGAUAAAGUCCACAUGGAGGAACUCAAACAUGCCAUUCAUGUCAAGGAGAUAGUCGAAGCUCCAGCACAUGAGCAUCACGUCCUUGCCCUCCAUCGCCAUGGACACGAAUACGGCGGUCUACCGAUGCUCUUCUGGGCGGCCAUUGCAUUCCUUGUCAUCAUAUUCCAUCUGUUUUUAUUCAAAAUCAUUUACACGGAGUAUUGUUUAGGAGAAGUGCCUAAUUACCCCAGAGCUAAGUACAACUUAUAGCAGUGAUUAUUUGGUAGCUCACAAAAAACUUUCAUUUUCCUGUGGUUGUCAGACUAACUCAUAUUUUACCAUGUUAUGUGGAGUAAGGGCCAAGUCCCGAUGAUCUCCAUCAUGAACUUGAUUCCCGUGAGUGUGCUGCGGCCUGUCAAUGAUUACGUAGCCUAAGACACAGCAUCAAUCUAGUCUAUUAGGAAACUAUCACUGUCACUGCCUGGGAUAAAAUUAAUAUAUGUCUGAGAGUUACUGUGACUAGUAUGAGAGUUAUCUUGUUGUUACUAGUAUGAGAGGGUCAUCAUGUUGGUGUAAAUGGGAAUGUACAUGUAAAUAUCUAGUUUAAAAUAUUUUUAUGUUAAUUGAACAAAAAAGAUCAGCAAGUGCAAAGGUUUAGGUGCUUGAUGAGCAGGUGGCUUGAGGAAUUACCGUUUUAUGCUUCUUUUCUGGCCGUAGUUUUUACCAUGUUGUAUAUAUAGCAGUUGUCUCAGCUCUCAUAGUCUUAAUCCAAUAAUACCUGAAAAGGUAAUCUGUCUGACUUCUGUCUUUGUGCACAUUGUAAUGCUGUUAUAAUAUUUUUAACGUUUCAUAAAAAGUGCUACACUACACCACUUCUAAAUGCCAGUAACAAACCAUCAUUUAUUAUUUUUGCCUUUUUGUUUCAUGAAAGAUGCAAAUGCUCAUUACUUUCUAUUUGAAUCAUAUUGAAAUUCCAGUAGUAGCAAGCAACACUUAAAAGUGUUUGACAGCUGUAUGGUUUUGUCUCGGGGGUGGGGUGGGGUGAUAUAGGCAUGGUUCAAGGUCUUGGGAGGGGGCAGGUCAAGUUUAGUUAUGUCGAGUGAGGGAAAAGAUCGUAAAAACCAAAGUCGGUAGCGAUAGAAACCAGGGUGGGGGUUGUUUAUAAUGAAUUAUUAUGUACAAAUUGUGUAUAGU
Lineus longissimus is the source of this 2944-nucleotide messenger RNA. RefSeq lists its product as uncharacterized. Lineage: Eukaryota; Metazoa; Nemertea; Pilidiophora; Heteronemertea; Lineidae. The record is from RefSeq and is a predicted model, not a curated record. Bases 23 to 2020 code for a protein of 665 amino acids. The transcript has 16 exons.